Molecule: messenger RNA, 3747 nt
Organism: Triticum aestivum (bread wheat)
Lineage: Eukaryota; Viridiplantae; Streptophyta; Magnoliopsida; Poales; Poaceae
Exons: 4
Coding region: 254-3256 (1000 amino acids)
Source: RefSeq, a predicted model, not a curated record
CAAAGACCAAACACUAGCAACUCCUGAUCUGCAUACCAUCUAAUCUUCAGUAUCCCCAUUCAUUCAUCCAUUGUUCACCCUUCACUUGACAUAAACAAUAGAUGAGCACACGGGAUUGUGCCAGCCAGCCUACUUAUUAAGCUAGCACACGUGCCAGCUGCAAAUUGAUUCAUCUGGAGGUGCAGAUCGAUCGAUGGGUUAGAUUUCUGGAGCUUCUUGUCUCUGCAAGGCCUUCAUACAAACACUAGUUAUCAUGCCUCGAGAGUAUAUUUAUCCGGACACCAUCGAAGAUGCGGUGCAAACAAUCAUCCCUCAUCUUGAGGAUACGAUCAGUACUGCACACAAGGCCAUCUAUUUUGAUGGAUGGCAAGGGUUGGGUGCUUCAGCGGUGCUUAGAGCCAUAGCCAAAGACCCUCCGUCGUCUCUGCUGAAGAAAUUCAACAAGAUAGUCCAUGUUGAUUGCUCGAGGUGGAAAAGCAGACGAGCACUGCAGAGGACAAUCGCACAUGAACUACAGCUUUCUCAAAGGGUAAUGGAUAUGUUUUAUAGACAAGAUGAAGAAGAUGAUUUCAAAGGGGUAGACGAAAGCUCCAGGGAUGAGAUACAAGAUGUUGGGGCUGAGAUCCAUCAUGCAUUAGGACAACACUUUUGUUUAUUGGUAUUCCAUAAUGGGAGUGACAACACAGUUGACUUCAGCGAUUUUGGCAUUCCCCAACCUGUCAUGAGUCAGUGGUACCUGUUUGGUACUAAAUUAUUGUGGACAUUCCGAGGAAGGCUUCGGCUCAACCAAGGAGUCAGUGAGAAGGUGGGUAAUUCACAUCUUUUUCUUUAUCGUGAGUUGAUUCCUCUAGGGUGGAAUUAUUUGUUGAAAAAAGAGGCUAGAGAAAUUGUUGGGUGCACGGAUAAGCUUGCUGAAGUAGCCGAAGAGUGUUGCUUGUAUAUGCUAGCACUAAAUUCUCAAGGAGGUGACAUCAUAGACUACAACUGGGCCACCCAUGCUUCUAGCUAUUGGGUUUGUGAUGGGAUUAUACAAGGAGGUCAGGGUGAUGAAGCAUGGGAGGUUGCAGCUGAUCUGCAUCAGCGGAUAUGUAUAGAGGAUUAUUCAUCUAAUGCACUGCCCUCUUUUGGUCAUGAACUACAAACUUCCCCGAAACGGUGGAUAUUCUCCAGGGGCAACUCUGUUGUGCAUCCAGAGUCAACGUCCUUUUUUCUUGCUAUAGCCGCAAGCAAAUCUGAUCCUCCAUUAAGACUGUUACCUAAUGACAUGUUCCAUAAACCAGACAAGCUCCGUGUGCUCAAGUUAUGCCUUUGCACCUUCAACUUUUCUUCACCUCCUUUCAGUUGUUGCCGCAACUUAAGGUUCCUUGGAUUAGAUGGCUGCAAAGAUGAGCGAGCGAAAGAAGAUGAGAAGCAAGAUAGACUAGCAAUUGAAUGUUUUCAGAGCAUAUGGGUACUAGACAUAUGCCACACGGAUUGGGAAUUUGCCUUGUCACCAGAGAUAACAGAGAAUAUGGCUGGAAACAUUAGAGAGGUACACAUAAAGAAGGGAAGGAUUUGGAUCCAUAGUUUUUCAUGGAGACAACUGCAAAACCUUCGCAAGCUUCGAGUAGUUGAGCCUACAUGCCCUUGGGAGACGGGCAAAAAGGAUGAAUUUACUAACAUGGUGAAGAUGGAGUUUCUCGACCUUUCUUGGAAUACUACAAUACAAGUUUUGCCAAGUCUGUCACGGGAAAGUAGUAUCAAGACUCUGGUUCUAGAUGGUUGUGUUGGAUUGGAGCAUGUUGAAGGACUCCCUCCAUCACUUGAAUCAUUCAGCUUAGAUGCAGGACUAACAGAGGAUGAUUACAAGAAAGCCAAAUUAAGCCGCAUCUCCAUGGCCGGCUGUGCAAGAUUGUCUGACUUCACAUUGCGUGGAUCACUUCCAAACCUUGAGGAACUAGACCUCUCAGACACAAAAGUCAAGACACUUGACCUCGAAAAUGAGGUGGUGCAGGUUCCAUGUCUCAAACAAAUUAUUCUAUUGAGAUGUAUGCAACUCCAUUCCAUUCUAUGGCCAGAAGUGGGUCUGCCAACACUGACAGUGCUGCAUAUUGAUUCCUCAGUCUAUCCUAUUCAAACAAAACUACAUGAAGUGUAUGUUAGUAUAGUGGACAUAAGAUUUUUUCAGUCCUUGGUAUUACGAAGCAAUCUCCAAUUCUGUUGGAAGAGCAAUAGGUUCCAUCUAAAUCUUUGUGUACCUUGUACCACAAAUGUUAAGGAACAAAGUUAUAUGAAGGAGAAGAUGGGCCCUGGUAAUAGUGGGAAAAUAAUGGGUCCCCCUCAACCGAAGUCAUUAAACCCCAAUACUUGCAGCACCUACAUUGAUGUCCCUAUUGGCAACAUAAUUAUUGAUCACAACUACAACAGUGGAAUGCAGUUUCAGCCAUCGGGCUGCCAUGUGGAGAUUGGUAAGGGAGUUAGCAACGCUAGCAUGGAGAGUGUGCAAGCAAUCAAGGCUAUCAUCUUUGCACUGAAUGAAGCCAAGUCGUUGCAUGUGCAUGACAAUUCUUCCAUCACCACUAUUAUCACUGAACACAUGAUGUCUAGAGCUGGGAUUGAUCUUGACUGGAAACAUCUAAAACAUUGUCAUGUGGUGAGAUGCCCCAAGAUGCGCAUAGUCUUCAAGACUAACUAUGGUGGGUACCCCUUUACAGAAAUAGAGACCUUUUGGGCAGCUGAUCUACCAAUGUCACACUGCAUUUGGAGCAAAGGAAAGACCUACAGUGGCACGGAAACUGGGUGCUUUGCCAAACUGCGGAGCAUACACCUAUACUCUUGCCCAAGACUCACAUUUGUGCUUCCAUUAUUGUGGGGUAUUCAAGGAUCAUACUUGCACAAAUUAGAAAGUCUCCACAUUGUCAACUGCAGUGAUCUGAAGACGGUGUUCCCUGUUCAUCCUGGCCUCAAAGGAAAUGUACUUGAGUUCCCAAGGCUGAAGCACAUCCAGCUAUAUGAGCUCUAUAAGUUGGAGCAUAUAUGUGAGGUCAAGAUGCAUGCUCCCAAGCUUGAGAGGGUAUGGCUCAGGGGCUGUUGGAGUCUCAGGCGCCUCCCAGCGGUUGGCGGAGAUAGCCGUCGCCCCGUCGUGGACUGUGAGCAGGACUGGUGGGAGAAGCUGGAGUGGGACGGGCUGGAGGCUGGCCACGAUCCAUGCCUCUUCGAGCGGCGCCACUCGUCACAUUACAAGAAGCCCUUGCCCAGAGUUUCUGUGCUUCAGUGAAGUGACCGUACUAUUCAGGCUUGGGGCAUGGUGGCAAGACCUAUGACAAGGGCGGUGGACGCCUUGCUGCUUUUCACUGCCAUGACGGUUCAAGCCAAUAAACUGGUGUUUGCUUCCCAAGAUAUGGUGGAUGCAUGUGUGUUUCCUUGCUUAAGAAAGAAUAAAGUGGUGCUUGAUCAUGCAUGCACCUGCAUGCAUGCAUGCUUAGUCAUCUCUUUGUGUGUGUCUCCACUCUCCGGAGAGAGUGAGAGAGACGACUUAUGUAUCAUUGUAUUGGUUGUGGUUUGUUUCCUGUUUAUGUGUGUGCCAAAGCCCAGAGAUUUCAUUCAGAUUCAGUACAGCUAGCAGCUUGUGUACGUGCGCUGGACUGAAAAUGCAUGCAUGCAUGUCUGGGUGUGAUGUACUCCUAAGUACUACAUGGAUUCUUAUAUAUCAACUGGGUAUGUAUUUAUUAAUUUAUUUCGUUCUAGCAGGUUAGCUUUAGCAUUCUG